CGCGCCUCUCUGUCGGAUCCUCUCAGAUGAACGCAUGCCUUUACCUCGGAGCGCUUUACGUCAGUUUGAGCAGGAACAGGAAAAUCUACGCUGACUGCAGAGCAGCCGGUGGAGUUUGAGGUCCUGGUGACAAAGUGUGAAGCGGUGGAUGCAUCUUGAUUUUCUGUGUGUGUCACCGAGCUGCUAACAGGUGGUGUUAGGGCAUUCUGCCCGGAGAGACAACAUGUCCAAUGGGAAAGACACAAGUGCUGCAGAGAACUCCUCACAGAUGACCCUGAAAGAGAGCCUGGAUGAGUGUAUGGAGGCCUUGGAUCUCUUCCUUAACAACCACUUCAGUGAGAGCCUGGAGAGGCUGCGGCCAAGAGUGAAUGAGAGUAUGUACCACGCUCUUAUCUACGCCACAGUGCUGGAAAUGCAGGCCAUGAUGACUUUUCAACCUGAUGACAUCACCAACGCAGGAAAUACCAUGAAGAAUGCCCAGGAAGUGUGCCAGAGGUAUCGACGGAAGUCUCCAGGUUUGACUAACAAGUCAGUGGGAGAGUCACUCACUGAAGUGCAGCUUCAUGCUGAAGUGUGUUACGCAGAGUGCCAACUCCAAAGAGCUGCUCUCACCUUCCUACAGGAUGAGAACAUGGUGAGUUUUAUCAAAGGAGGGAUCAAAGUACGAAACAGUUAUUUAAUUUACAAAGAUCUGCAUUCCUUCAUAAAAUCUCACAGCUGUCUCAAAGGGCCGAGCCACGUCCACUUAGAGGGGGGAAUAUCGUUUGGAAUAGGAGCGUUUAAUCUGACGCUCUCUCUGUUUCCUCCACGGAUACUCAAAGUGUUGGAGUUUGCAGGCUUCUCUGGAGACAAGGAGUACGGUCUGUCUCUGCUGCACGACGGUGCGACGGGGACGAAUCUGCGCUCCAUGCUGUGCGCCCUGCUGCUGCUCUGCUACUACACCUUUCUCACGUUCAUACUAGGAACAGGUGAGGGGGAAGUGGCCGAGGCUGAGAGGCUGCUGAAACCUUUCCGGCUCCGCUACCCACGGGGAGCGAUAUUCCUCUUCUUUGCUGGCAGGACUGAAGAGAUCAAGGGGAACAUUGAUGAGGCGGUGGCGCUCUUCGAAGACGGCUGCAAGGCCCAGCAGGCGUGGAAGCAGUUCCACCACAUGUGCUACUGGGAGCUGAUGUGGUGCUUCACCUACAAGCGAGCGUGGAAGAUGGCGUACUUCUACGCAGACCUGCUGAGCCAGGAGAGCCGCUGGUCCAAGGCCAUGUAUGUUUACAUGAAAGCUGCUUACCUCAGCAUGCUGCCUGAAGACGUGGCCCGGCCGUUUGGGGAGGACGAGGUGGAGCUGUUUAGACAAGUGCCGGCCUUCAAACAGAAGAUAGCAGGGAAGUCUCCCCCGACUGAGAAGUUUGCUAUCCGGAAAGCCAGACGCUACAAAGCUCACUGCCCGAUCAGGCUCCCAGUGCCAGUGCUGGAGAUGAUGUACAUGUGGAACGGUUUCAGUAUGAUCAGCAAACGACCAGAGCUGACUGAAGGCAUGAUGCAGACUCUGGUGGAGGCAGAGCGCACCCUGCUGGAGUCUCCUGACAAUGAGUAUUCAAUGGAUGACCGCUGUCUGAUCCAUCUGCUGAAGGGUCUGUGUUUGAAGAACCAGGGUCACCUCCAGGCUGCUGAGGAAUCCUUCAGCAAAGUGUUGUCCAGUGAAAAGAAGAUCAAGUUUGAUCACUACCUGGUGCCGAACUCUCUGGUGGAGCUCAGUCUGCUCUACAUAGACCAAGGCAAGAGGGACGAGGCUGUUAAACUGCUGCACAAGGCCAAACACAACUACAAAGAAUACUCAAUGGAGUCUCGCACACAGUUCAGGGUGCACGCUGCUCUGGCCAAACUCAAGGCUGACCCUGGAGACGAGGAGGACACUCACAUGUAGGAGGACAUUUCCAAACACUGGACUGUGUUUCCUCGACAGUCACGGCUGUUUUAGCUCGAUACCCAGUGUUUUUUAACCUAUAUCCAUUUUUACAAAGUGAGUGCUGGGUGUUUUACUGACAUGUCGCUGGACAAAAGGUCUCACCUGUUUUACAGCAGUCUGUGCUUCCCAGACGAGGGACAGUGUACAUACGGUAGACGAUUUAUGUCAUGGACACUGUUUUUAUUGUUUACACUGAAAAUUAAAGAACACUUCAUUUUAAUCAACAGCUUAUUGAAAGCCACUAUAAAUAUCUAAUGUUGUGAUUUAUUGAAAUGUAUAGUGAUGACUUUAUUUUAUUGUACUGAAGGACAUGAUUAUUAGUUAAUUAAGUAACUUUGGAAUGACGUUUUAAAGUGUUCAGAUGUUUACGGUAUUUUACAGAGGAGGAUUAGGGCCACAUUAAAAAAAAAGAUUUUGGAAUAAAGUUAUAAUAAUAUGAAAAUAAAGUCGUAGUUUUGAGAAAAAGAUUGUACUAUAAUGAGAAUAAAGUCAAAAUGUAUCCUAUUUCAAGAAAAAAAAUGAAAUGUUACAAGAAUUAAGUUGUAAUUUUACAAGAAAAAGUUAAUAUUAUGUGAUUAAAAUCAUAAAUCUUCAAGGAAAAAUUCGCCAGGGAUUUUGUCGCCAUUUUUAUCAUGUCACCCGAUUUUCUGGCAUCAUUUUUUCAUAUAUAUGUUUAUAAGUUAAAUCUUACAAUGACAAUUUUUUCUCGCAAAAUUACGACUAAUUCUCGUAAUGACUUUUUUUGCAUAAUAGUUUGACUUUAUUCUCAUUAAAUUCCAACUUUACAGUUAAAUGUCUUUAUUCUCAUCAAAUUACAACUUCAUUCUCGUAAUAUCACAACUUUUUAUUUGUUGAAAAUAAUAAUAAUAAAAAUACGGCUUUACUCUCAAUAUCAUGACCUUUCUUGAAACGGUACAACUUAAUUCUCGUAAAAUUACAAUUUUGUCACGUUUCAACUUUUCCUCGACAUAGUAUGUCUUUAUUCUCAUUAAAUUUUGACUUUCUUCAUAAUAGUAUGACUUUAUAAUAAUUAAAGGCAAAAAGCCCUAAAAAUAUCUUUAAAAAAAACAAAAAACUAUUUUAAAAAGUUUGUGAGAGCAAAAUUGUAUUUAAGAAAAAAGUCUAAAUAAAAUGAGAAAAUUUUCGAGAAAAAGUUAAUAUUGUGAGUCAAGUAGUAAUUUAGAGGGAAAAAAAGGAAUAUUACAAAAAUAAAUAUGUAAUUUAAUGACAGGAUAGUGAAGUGUGAAAGGGGGAGAGAGAGAGGGAGAGACAUGCAGCAAAGGGCUUCAGGCUGGAGUCGAACCCGGACCGCUGCGGCGCCUGCUCUACCACUAGUCCACCAACGCCCCUUUAAAAUAGUUUGACUUUGUUCUCGUAAUAUUGACUUUUUUCCUCUGAAAUACCACAUUAGUCACAAAAUUACUUUAUUCUUGUAAUGAGUUUUUUCUCCAAAUAGUACGACUUUACUUUCAUUAUAUUACAACUUUUUUUUAAUAGUGACUUCUGGAAUAAUGUCUUUUUGUAAUACAUUUUUUAAUGUAGCACUAAUCCUCCUUUGUAGUAUUUCACACACAACUGCAUAAAAACAAUUAAUGCCAAAGUUCUAAAACCUAAUUUAAUUUUUGAAGACAUUUCGGACCCAAAGUCAGGAGCCAGCAGAGUCGUGCGUACGAGCAUGGUGCACCGCCGCUGACACACACUGAAGAGGUGAAACAACUGUUUACUGUUGUUUUAAUCUCACUUGUUGGUGAGUUUUAAUUAGUCAAGUUUCAGCAUUCAGGCACAUCUGGAUCGGUGCGCGCACCUUCCAAACACUUCUGAAUGUAUGAAAAUUAUUUUUGCACAAAUAAAUUCAACACGCAAA
Molecule: messenger RNA, 3824 nt
Organism: Epinephelus lanceolatus (giant grouper)
Lineage: Eukaryota; Metazoa; Chordata; Actinopteri; Perciformes; Serranidae
Product: tetratricopeptide repeat protein 39A
Molecular function (GO): protein binding
Source: RefSeq, a predicted model, not a curated record